AAAACAAUGGCCACAUUGACUUGCUCUUCCUUAAAAAAUUCAGCUUUUGUUCUAAUAUUGGUAUAUGCCUUGACCUUUUCAUUCUCACUAGUAAGUGCACGACCCGCCACUUUUUUACAGGAUUUUAAAAUCGCUUGGUCCGACUCUCACAUCAAACAACUCGAUGGCGGCAGGGGAAUUCAACUUAUUCUCGAUCAAAACUCAGGAUGUGGAUUUGCUUCGAGAAGCAAAUACCUGUUUGGACGUGUUAGCAUGAAGAUCAAGCUCGUUCCAGGUGACUCUGCAGGAACUGUUACCGCCUUUUACAUGAAUUCGGACACAGAUAACGUAAGAGACGAACUUGACUUCGAAUUCUUGGGAAACCGGACAGGGCAGCCGUACACUGUUCAAACGAAUGUUUAUGUCCACGGAAAAGGUGACAAGGAACAAAGGGUUAACCUUUGGUUCGAUCCAUCCGCUGAUUUUCACACAUACACCAUUUUUUGGAACCAUCAUCAAGCCGUGUUCUCAGUGGAUGGAAUACCCAUUAGAGUGUACAAGAACAACGAAGCAAAAGGAAUCCCAUUCCCCAAAUUUCAACCCAUGGGUGUCUACUCAACAUUGUGGGAAGCUGACGACUGGGCUACAAGAGGUGGCUUAGAGAAAAUAAAUUGGAGCAAAUCCCCAUUUUACGCAUACUACAAGGAUUUUGACAUUGAAGGAUGUGCAAUGCCAGGACCAGCAAAUUGUGCCUCCAACCCAAGUAAUUGGUGGGAAGGACCUUCUUAUCAACAACUGAGCCCAGUACAAGCAAGGCAAUAUCGUUGGGUUCGAAUGAAUCACAUGAUCUAUGAUUAUUGCACAGACAAAUCGAGAAACCCCGUUCCCCCACCAGAAUGUAGGGCCGGAAUUUGAAACUUCUCCUUAAUUGUGUAUACAUGGGGGGGGGGGGGGGGGAUGAAAUUUGUGCCCAUUGAUAUGGACAGUCACGUUCAUGUCUUAUCAAUGCUUGCUCCGUUGUUAUAUGUACUAAG
Molecule: messenger RNA, 1013 nt
Organism: Solanum lycopersicum (tomato)
Lineage: Eukaryota; Viridiplantae; Streptophyta; Magnoliopsida; Solanales; Solanaceae
Gene: XTH7
Product: xyloglucan endotransglucosylase-hydrolase XTH7
Biological process (GO): cell wall biogenesis; xyloglucan metabolic process
Cellular component (GO): cell wall; apoplast
Molecular function (GO): hydrolase activity, hydrolyzing O-glycosyl compounds; xyloglucan:xyloglucosyl transferase activity
Source: RefSeq, marked validated